AGAGAAACUGUACAUAGUUUCUCCAGUAGUUCUGUGUUUAAUUCUACAAACAUUUUAGCCAAUUUUCUUGAAGGUGGCAGGAAUUCUGGAGUUGACCAUAUAUAACGUAGUAUAUAUGUUGAUCAUAUAUAAUGUAACAGAAAUUCUCUAUAAUUAUUAUAAUAAUGAACUUGGCACAUUUGGUCAGAGUGGCUGAUACACAGCAAACAGUGUUGUCUUUGUGUUGACCUUUGGAUGAAAUGUAGAGUAAAAGGGGUCUAAGUGGUCAGCCGGAUGUAAAUUUCUCAAAGCAGUACUUUCUAAUAUGUGACGUGUGUGACCCAACACUGAACCUUUCACAACUCACAGCUGACAUAAAAAGCAAAAGGAGAAGCAGUCAAGUGCAAGUGCGGUUCACCUGUUUCCUCUGAUCCAGUUAGUAAAAAUGGAGGAUGAUGUGUGCUACUCUACACUAGAGUUCAAUACAUCUUACCCUGCAGUGCCUAAAGAUGUAGCAAAGACUGAGAAUGCUGUGUACUCAGAAAUCAGGACAACAAGAGAGAAAACAUCUACAAGCAGUCCUGCGAUGGCUGGGAAAAUCUCUGCUAUUUGUGAGGAAGAGGCUGCACCCAGAUAUACAUCAUGCAGACAGGCUACAGCUGCUCUGGGGCUAUUGUGUGUUCUCUUAUUAGCAGGUUUAACCACUAUGUGUGUCUUAAACAUCAAGCAAGUUUCAAAAUACAGCUCCAUUUUGGCUCUUUACACCAAUGAGAGCACGGCACACAGGAUCCUGCAAGCUGAUAAGGCAGCACUGGAGACGGAGAAAAAGGAAUUAACUGCACAGAGAGAUCAGUUCAAAAACACACUGCGGAUCAUCACCCAAUAUUCAAAUCUCCCAGCUGACAAAUAUUGUACAAUAACAAAUGAUGAGGUUCACUGUGAGCCCUGUAUGAAGAACUGGAUUCAGAACGGCUCCAGCUGUUACUUGUUCUAUAUGAGCAAACCAUGGCUGACCUGGACAGACAGCCGAGGGUAUUGUGCUGAAAGGGGAGGACAUCUAGUGGUCAUAGACACUCUAGAGGAACAGGAAUUUAUCAGCCAACAUAUACCCUUUUAUUAUGACAUAUAUCAUGGGUACUGGAUUGGACUCGUUAAACAGUACAACAUGUGGGUUUGGACCACCGGUGCUGAGCUUCAGAGCAAUGUGUUCUGGGCUGCUCCGCCUGAAAACUCACAAACCAGUUGUGUGUUGUCAAAACCUAUCAGUGCUGAUCUGAACAACUGGGAGGAGAAAAUGUGUGUCAUGCACAAUAGAUUUAUCUGUGAGAUGAAAGCGACGGUAUGAAGGAGUCAAAUGUAUUUUUAUUCAAUUUAAUCUCUGUCUGCUGAAUCUGUUGCAUGUGUACACUAUCAUGUGAGAAAAAAAUUUAACGUGUUAAAUGGCAAUACUCACUUAUAAUGCAAAGGCAAUACUCACUUAUAAUGCAAAUCUAGGGGCUACUGUUAAACGCGGUCAAUAAAUGUUUAAAAUACAUGAAUAUGGCUGCUGAGUGGCAUAGCAGGAAAGUGGUCAUCAGGAGAUUGAGCUCCAAUCAAAUGCCACAGUCAGCCGUGGCUGGGAGCCAAGGGAGCAAAACUGUCUGUGCUCUCUGGGCAUGAGGGAUGAUGUACUGUCUCCCUUUUCAAUCACAGCAACACUAGGCAAUCAUUGGCUUCUGUGAGCUCAUGUAUGUGGAAGAGGGCAGACAACGCUUUUCUCCAAGUAUGUUACGCUGCUCUGUGAUGCAGUAUAAGCAGUUUGAAAAGAUGAGGUAGGCUGGCUUCAUGUGUCUCAGAGGAAGUGCGUGUUAGCCUUCACCCUCCCCAACUGGUAGCUGUAGUAUAUUAGUGGAGAGCUGACUGGUGGAUGAGAAUUGGCAGGUGACCAAAAAAUACAUGACUAUUACGUGGCUUCAUGUACAACAUUCAUGAUAUUCUCACAACAAAUGUUUUAGGGUGAACAGACUUGAGAUUUUUUUUUUUAUCCAGGGCUGUUUCUCAGUUGCAGCUUUAUAUUAGUCAUAAGCCAGCAGGUAGAA
Molecule: messenger RNA, 2057 nt
Organism: Pangasianodon hypophthalmus (striped catfish)
Lineage: Eukaryota; Metazoa; Chordata; Actinopteri; Siluriformes; Pangasiidae
Product: C-type lectin domain family 9 member A
Exons: 8
Coding region: 425-1324 (299 amino acids)
Source: RefSeq, a predicted model, not a curated record